Molecule: messenger RNA, 345 nt
Organism: Ascoidea rubescens DSM 1968
Lineage: Eukaryota; Fungi; Ascomycota; Saccharomycetes; Ascoideales; Ascoideaceae
Exons: 1
Coding region: 1-345 (114 amino acids)
Source: RefSeq, a predicted model, not a curated record
AUGAAUGAAAUCAACAAUAUUAGAAAGGAUGAAGCUGCUACGAUUAUUGAUUUCAUCAGGCUAGAGCCAAAAGUCAAAGCAAACAGAAAUGUUUUUCUGAAUGCCCCAAUUUUAAGCUCAAUAACAACUUCAGACACAGAUGCUGUUGCUAAUAUCCCACUAUUUUUGUUGUUUCCAAACCCACAGCAAAUAAUCAAUUCUAAUACCAUCACAAAUGAAGAGAAUCCUCAAGUCCCACCAACAGAUUUAGAGACACCCAUCAAUGUCUUGAACCCAAUUGUUGUCUCAGCUUCUCAGUCAUCAUCGGUGGUAAGCUUCACUACCCUAUUAUCUUCUACAUAUUGA